This is a messenger RNA of Cygnus olor (mute swan), 7265 nucleotides long. RefSeq names its product alkaline ceramidase 3 (gene ACER3). The record is from RefSeq and is a predicted model, not a curated record. NCBI's taxonomy places the organism in Eukaryota, Metazoa, Chordata, Aves, Anseriformes, Anatidae. The transcript has 11 exons. Bases 140 to 943 code for a protein of 267 amino acids. Gene Ontology annotation, cellular component: endoplasmic reticulum membrane. Gene Ontology annotation, biological process: phytosphingosine biosynthetic process; ceramide metabolic process.
CGGGCGGGCCCAGCGGCGGCUCCCGCCCUCCAGCCGCCUUGCUCAGGGCCCUGGCCACCUUCCUUCGCCUCUUUCCUUCCCUUCUCCUUCCUUCCCUCUCCUUCCCCCGGCUCCUCCGUGGCCUGGAGCGGUCAGCGCCAUGGCCCCGGCCGCCGACCGGGAGGGUUACUGGGGCCCCCCGACCUCCACCCUGGAGUGGUGCGAGGAGAACUACGCCGUCUCCUACUACAUCGCCGAGUUCUGGAACACAGUGAGUAACCUGAUUUUCAUUCUACCUCCAAUCUAUGGUGCGAUUCAGACCUAUAAAGAUGGCCUUGAAAAACGGUAUUUAGCUGCCUAUUUGUGUCUUACAGCUGUGGGAUUGGGAUCUUGGUGCUUCCACAUGACCCUGAAGUAUGAAAUGCAGCUGUUGGAUGAGCUGCCAAUGAUAUACAGUUGUUGUGUGUUUGUCUACUGCCUGUAUGAAUGUUUCAAGUACAAGAAUACAGUCAAUUAUCCACUGCUUUUCCUGUUAAUAACAUACAGCUUCGUAGUCAGCAUAGUUUACUUAAAUUUGAAAGAACCUGUAUUCCACCAGAUCAUGUAUGGAACACUAGUUUCCAUUAUAGUUCUACGGUCUGUUUAUAUAGUAUUAUGGGUAUACCCGUGGCUUAGAGGUCUAGGCUAUACAUCUUUAACUGUAUUUUUAAUGGGAUUUUUUCUCUGGAAUGUGGACAACAUUUUCUGUGAUAAAUUGAGGGCACUACGAGAGAAGAUGCCUCCUGUUGUGGGAGCCGUGACACAGUUUCAUGCGUGGUGGCAUAUUCUCACAGGCCUGGGCUCUUACCUUCAUAUCCUGCUAAGUUUAUACACAAGGACACUUUUCCUGAAACACAGGCCAAAGGUGAAGUUUGUGUUCGGGAUAUGGCCUGUUCUUCUCGUGGAGCCACCCAAGAAGCUCUGACUGAGACCCAGGCAGUCCCACGCGACCCCCUGGCCUGGCUGAAUAAAGCGAUUCAACAAUUGCCGUGGCUGGAUUGUCAGAAUCAUGGAUCUGUUCGAGUAUUGUUGCUAUCAAAGGACUUCUCGGUGUUACUGGGCCCGCCAGCCAGAGCAGAGCGAAGAGUUCGCACGCUAGGGAAAUAAUGUUUAGUAGUACAGCUUUAUUCUAAGUUGUUAAAACAAAGUUUAAGACACAAUAUUUUUCUGUAUAUAUUGUAUAGCUGGUGAUACUGAGCUAAUAUUUCGUGCUGGUCACAGAAAACUAACCAUUUUUGAAGUGGGUUGCGUAAGUUUUUCAUUCAGUUGUUCUUUCUGUGGUUUAAACUAAUAUUAGUAACUGAAUGAUAAAAAAAAAAAAAAAAAAACAGGUCAUCGAUGGCCAAGCUAAGUAUCUGUGUGGCCUAUAGUGAGCUGAAUGCUUAACCUGAACUACUUUAACCUUGCACUUUUAUACAAUUAAUGAAGUAUGUAAUGGUUGAUUUACGGCUUUAUUCUAGCCUUGCUUCUCCACAGCCUCCUUUGCUGUUUAAGUUUUAAGCAGAAAAGGUUGGGAUACAUGUGCCAUUUAGGUAAUUUUCUACCAAGUUUCCAUUUUCUCUUUAGUCCAGCUGAGGUACAUCCUGGAGGAUGUUCCAGGCUGUGACCAGGAGAAGACGUUUACGAUGGUGGAGCAUUAUAAGGGUUCUUGUUUGUGUAUGGAAACAGAAAUCCUGUUUUGUUUGAUCAGUGAUCCAUCAGGAGAGUGCAGGAUGACUGUAUAACCACAAGAAACGCUUCUAAAACGUUUUAUUAUUUACAUGCCUUCCUUUUCUCUCCCUGCUUCUCAUUCCCUGUAUUCCAUUCUUGAUACAGGUUGACAAGCACCACAUAUGUGUGCUCGAUCAGCUUUGAAUUCAUGCCUUUCCUAUUUAAAGAGUCUUAAAUAUUGGUCUGACUUUGAGAAUUGUCUUCUUAUUCAGGAAUAAUGAAGAAAGAGGAGUAAAGAACAAGAUUUACAUAGAGGAAACCCCAAAAUAUAAUUGGCAGUAUUUUGACUGCUUGCUCUCAAUCUUUCCAUUACGCAGUUUCCCUGCGGAAAGUUGAAUGCUUUUUUAAAACCAACCUUUGGCUCUUAAUCGGGUACAAACCCUCUGAUUUCUGCAACCUACUCAGCUGAUCAAAGUUAGUCAGUAAGCAUAAAGAAAACAUUGAACUAACAGUUUUUCAAAAUAUACCUCAUAUUGGAGGCUCUUGUUUUGUCUCCCCAGAUCUUGGGGCGACUACUGGAGUUUGUCUCUAGGCCUCCUGGCUGCCAUGCUAUGCAAUUUCUGAUGCUCUGAGGGAUUUGUCCUUCCUUGCCUUGAAGGAAAAAGGGAAAUGCUCAGACUGAUUGGAACUCCCGUUCUGCAUUGAUUUAAAACCUGCACGCAGCAGCAAGGCAUAGUUAUGUAGCUAUAAAGCUGUUUCCAGGAUCACAAAAUUCCAGCUACUGUAAGCUUCCUUGUGCUGACUAGUGGAAGAAGUCAGACUGAAAUCUGUGUUGUACAAUCAGUGAUAACUAAAAUGGUCUUUUCCCUUUAAUAUUUUUUUUUCUGCUUGUGACUUAGCUGUAUCCUCAAUGUCCAUCAGUAGCACCCGUACUGGUGCAAGUCUCCGAACAAAAUCAUUGCUUUUGGAUCUGGUGACUGGCCCUGAGCUCUUGGGAUCAUGCAGACCCAAACUCAGGGCUUGAAAAAGAUGCUUAACCUUGAAUGACUUCAGCAAGGUUUAAGCACGAGCUGAAAGCAGUGUAUUGCAACCUGUAAUCAGCAAACCACUAUAAAGAUACCUGAACAAAAUUUUUAAACAAAUCUGUUGUCAGUAGGCUCCAGUUCUGGGAAAUUUGAGGGGUCUUCAAACUGAAAGAGGUUGGAACAACUAGCACAGAGGGAGGAAAAGGCAGGUUUGGCCUAGAUGUCUGUAAUUACCCAGAAGGCAUGUUUUUUUGUAGAGACAUUUGAGAACCGUUUUUAAAAUGUAGCUUAAAAAUAAGUGCCUGCCUAUUCAUCUCCAGGCUCUUUCAAGUGUGUUUCUGCACCCUGUAUCUUAUUUUCUUGUUUAGUAUGUUUACAUGCUCCCAUAAAUUAGGGGAAAGAGUCCUGUAAAAGGAGCAGCACAGCAACUAGAUGCAUCAACAAUCACAAGUGACAUCUGCUAGACAUGGUAAUAUUUUUAAGACGACGAACAAAACCUGUAUUUUAUUGCCCUUAGUUUUGUUUCUGGAGGAUCUGAGGGCUCUGCUUUUUACUUCUUCAUAACUGCAGAAGUCACAGUAUUCUAAAAAGCCACUUUCUUACUGAUAAAGCAUCUCUAUAAUGAUAUAUCCUAAGGAAAUUUGUAGAUUCUCCCACACACUCGGAACAAGGAAGCACACGGUGUUUUCUUCAGGUCCUGUUGAAUUGUUAGGAUUUAAAAAAAAGAAUAAAUGGAAAAGCUCUUCUUAAUUUUAUGCUGCUGUUAGCUUUUCAUUUGGAUAUUCUUUGUCUCUGAUGGUUUUUAUCUUAAAAGCUUGUGCAAAUUGUGUUGUUCUUUCAUUCCAAAUGACCGACGGACACCCUCCCAGUAGCCUUUCUUUCAGGUUAUGUUAGACCCUGAAGAAUGUAAUUUAUAUGCAUAUCCUUCUAAGCAUAAGUAAUCUAAAAUUAUGGGUGCUUCGGGUUGACUGCCUUAUUGUAAGUGAUAUUGAAAACGGCAAGCCAAUUCUAGCUUCAUGUCACUGAAAUUCAGAAUAACUUUUCUAGUGCCUGGAAAGACAUAAGUCUUCACGACUGUCACUUGUUAGAGGUCUGUUAGACUGCUUUUUAUUUCCAUCACUUGAAUUAUGUGCCGAGUUUUUUUUUCCCUACAGUCUUAAGAGCAGCAUAUCCCAAACUUUUCUUGCACUACAACUUAAAAGAUGGGUCAUCUUUGAUCCUAUUUUUUUGAGUAGGAUUCAGACAGCAGCUACUUUAAAGGGGAUUACAGAAAUAGCAGGUGGCUUGUAAAAUGACUCCUACAGGCUGUGUUGGACAGACUUAAUGACAGUGAUAAACUCUUCAAUUCUUCAACGUCUGUGAAGAACCACGAAAUUAUCAUCUUGAGACCAUCGGCUUGGCACAGAUCAGCAGCUGAGAACUUCUUCCUUGCAAGUAGUAGAAAAAUGUCAAAACAGCUCUCCCAAUACAGAUCAACUCCAUACUUGACGCCAGGAAUCAAGGUUCUCUGGAUACAGCUCCAGACCUACGUUUUCAGCUAUAAAGAGGAGACGUGAGAAGGAGAAAUCUGCCACCAGGAGGAUUCUUGUCUGUGUUUUGGAGGCGGCGUUUGAAGCUGGCUCGCAGUAUUAGUCAUCUCCGGACCUCAUUCUGUUGCUUUUCCUUUAAGCACAAGGAAGUUGUGCUACCAGCAAGUGUUUAGAAGACUACCCCGUAGUCAGCAUUGGAUUAUGCAGUCUGUCACUUGCCAAUCUACCUCUGUCUUGUAUUUGUUCAGUGCCUGUGCCCUUAAUUAUGCCUGCCUGAAAAUGCAGAUGCUGGAGCAGCCUGCAGCCCCUGAGGUUUGCAGCAGUAUUGUGUGGAUCUGUGGCUGACUGCUCACGCUGCACAAAUGUCCUGACUCGUUUGGUGGCUGUCAGGCUCCUAGGUAUUGCUCUGUCUGCUCUUCCUCUGCACCCAGGAGUCUGGUUUAGAAGGGGAUGUGAGUAGGAGGACUUCAGUGCAGACAGGUGAAGUGAAACCUUUUUGGCACUAUAUUGUUACAGUUAAAGCUAAAGUGAUGCUUACAACUUGUUUGGCGUGACUUUGGAAAAGAUGUGUUAGGAAAUACUGUUCUAUAGUUAGUUCUAAUUAUCUUCUAAUCUAAUAUUGGGCUGUGUUCAUCCUCAGCCCUGUCUUGUUUGGCUGAAGGGAAACUGUGUGCCUCGAAAUGCGUUUGAUUCUUUGGCCAUAGUUUGCUCCCAGCACCUGGUUUCUAGCAGCUGAAGGAGUUUUUCAGCAAACUCAUCUAUGUGAAACUCAUAACAAGAGUGUCCUUCCAGUAUCACUUGUGUUUCUCACAGCCACGACCACAUUUUUUAGCUUGCAUUCAAUAAUUCCAGUAAGACAACUUUUAAACCUAUUUCUCCCCAUGGAUUUUUUUUUUUGUAUUUUUGUAACUGAGUGUAAUACUUGGGAGUGGAAGAUGAGCUGCAAUGAAGCAGCACUGCUGUUUUCUUCAGGACACCUCAAAAUCCAGGAACACACUAUCAUUUUGGUGAACUGUGUGCCCCAUAAUUUUAAUUGACAUAUCCAGGUAAAACGGUUGCUUUUCUUUAAAGAAAUCCGAUCUUCCCAUCUGCACUUCUAAAGUAGGCGGUGGGAGGCUUUAAAUGCAAAGCACUGAUUAACUGUGAGGCUUUCUUAGGAAAAGGGAUAAAUGAUGGAGUCUUUAUUACCCAGGGGAAGUGAAAGCCAGGAGGAGAUUAAGAAAUUGUAUAUGGAAAGAGAAUAAGAAAAGAUUAAGCACAGAAUCCCAUAGUAUUACGUCAACCACCCUCUUGAUAUCUGCACUUUAGAUACUUCUGUAACAAGCUUGAAUGUUUUGCUAUUUUUACGUUUAACUCUUCAUGCUGCCUGCGGUCUUUACUGUAGAGGUGAUGGAAUGAUGUUACAUUCAGGUCGUUGUAGAUUUUCAGCUGUUUUAUGAGGCUGGAACGUGACAUGAGUUGUCUCAUACGUGAACGAAAAUGCUUUUUACGCAUCUGGAACGCCCUCUGCCAGUUUUGGGAUCCUGUAAGGUAACUGCAGAGAUCAUACUGGGUAACCAUUGAGAUUGGGUUGGGGUUUGUUGGUUUGUCUCGCCCAGCCACUGCCUGCUGCUGCCAAGUGCCUGAACUCUCUGUUCUAAGUCUUUUCUGAGAGCUGAGGCCAUGUUUUUUCCCCAGGGUCUGCAGACAAGGUCCUUGGUAGGUUUGUGUUUUGUUAAAUAUUGUUCUAAUGCAGGAGUCGGAGUGCUCCUCCUUUUAGUUGCUUUGCAGAAACGUAGCUCUCCUCUUCCUGGCUGCAACCACGUGCCUCCCAGCUCCGUGUCCCUGAUGCUGUUGGGUCAUUCCCGAGUCUGGAAGCUGCCAGCUGGAUUUAGCCCCACAUUUUAAAUCAGUGACAGGCAACGUGAAGGCACAGCAGUCAAGCGAGCGCUUUAUGCAGAGCCCCGUUUACUAACUGGAGCUCCCUGCCUGAUGCUCUAGACAGUUCAUAUCUACAUUUUGGGGGGCAGGAUUGGUGCCUGAAUCUCAUGCUUUACUUCAGAACUCUCCAUUUAUACGUGUUGAAGGCAUCUAGCUUAGGUUAAGCACCUAACAGCAGAUUUAAGACAAAUCAAGAUGAGAAUCCAGCUGCUGCUGCACAACCCUAAACCAGUGCCUGCAAAACGUUUUGCGCACAUUUCGCACAGGUUGAGUCCACACAUCUGCCUGAUGCUCAGAGCAGGUUGUUGAGAUUUCCCGAAUGAAUCUUCAAUAAAGGGUCUUCCCAUUGUUUGUCCUUCCUCACCAGGACACGGGAAGAUGUGUAAGCACAAUCCGAGGUUCAUCCUUCUUUCCCCAAAGCCCUGGAACAACAUAGAUCUAUUUCUUAAAACCAAUAUUGUAUAGAGAUGGGCUUUCCAGCGUGCUCACAGAAAUCAUUUUGGUAGCAUGAUUUGCUAAAAUAACACCUUGGUCAGUCCCUGCAGAAGAAUAAAUAUCACUCCCUGGAUUUUGGAAGAGAAUUUCAAGCAGCAUAAGCAGUAGUUACUCCUCAGACUGAUCAGGAACUGUUUUUUUUUUUCUCUUGAUCUUCCAAACUGACGUUGACUCUUUGAUGUUAACUAUUGAACUCAGCUUCGUGCACUGAUGAUGCCUUGUUUACUGUCGUAGCACAUAACAUCUGCCUGCCUGUAAGGGACAGGAAAUAGCUGGCGCGUUAUGUGACCAAACUUUUUAACGUUGACACUAUUUAGCUGUAAUAUUUUGUCCUGAAAUUCAGCAUAUUGUUGCGGAGAUGGAUAAAUACACUGUGACAGAUGAAGAGCAGUUGACUUGUAAAACACAGCUGCAUCGAGCAACGUUUAUUGACAAUUUUGAUAAUACUCAACUGCUUCUUUGUACCAGAGCAACUGGUAACUAACAUUAGGCUUCUCUGUAUCAGCCUGUCUUGUUUUGCAAACACAGUAGCUUUGUAUAUUUAAUGUAUUUCAUUUGUUACUCAUGCUGCAGUCAAGCACUAAUUUGUGUCUUUAUAGUUCAAAUUAUUAAAGAAAUUUGUUUUAAA